This is a messenger RNA of Prunus armeniaca (apricot), 468 nucleotides long. NCBI's taxonomy places the organism in Eukaryota, Viridiplantae, Streptophyta, Magnoliopsida, Rosales, Rosaceae. The record is from the annotation of a GenBank genome assembly.
AUGUCAACCUCUUCAGGCGCCAACAACACAAUCGAAGAUGAAAAAUUGGAGUCGCAGGUUCCGUUUCCACGUUGUACUCGCCGACCCCUUCCAUUUUCAACAUCAUUUGGGAGUGAGGGGGACUCCGAUGAUCCAUUAGAGGCAAUAGAUGAUGUCAGUACCAAGCUGGAUUAUAAUUCCAGACUGAUCAAUUCAUGGCACGAGAAAUGUGUUGAAGACGAGGCCAUUUUGGCUGAUCUUAACAUUAGAGUGAACAAAGCGUUCUCCCAAAAGAACAAGUACUUGAAGCUGAGUCAUAAAAGGAAGCUGAAAGCUGAGGAGUUGGAUGCAGUAAUGAAUGAUGAAAUUAAAGGUUGUUUGAUGAACCAUAUGCGAUGCGAAGAGCACCACAGUGAACUGGAGUUGGCAUUCAACGAAGGAUUCGAAAAAAUUCCGAGCAUUCGCGGCAACAACUCAUACAAGUUAUAA